Molecule: messenger RNA, 426 nt
Organism: Thecamonas trahens ATCC 50062
Lineage: Eukaryota; Apusomonadida; Apusomonadidae
Exons: 2
Coding region: 1-426 (141 amino acids)
Source: RefSeq, a predicted model, not a curated record
AUGGUGGCUGCCGACGCGCCGAUGGCUAGUCCCGGCCCUGACGCCGCCGCCAGCACAGGCGGAUCGUUGCCGUCGGGCCAGAACUCGGCAGUGACAUGGUCGCUCGCAGCCGCCGCCUUUGUAGUGGAAGCCGAGCCCGGCGUGUCUACACUCGGACGAGGACGGUCGUCAUACUGGCGGAUCGAGCGAGGACGGGUAGCCGAGGGCACACGGCAUCUCUGCCGAGAGUGCAAGGCGUACAUCACAAAGGGCUCAAAGUACAUCAUCCGCCACGGCGCACGCAUACAGCUCCGCUACCACCAAGAGUGCUUCUCAGGCGAUGCAGAUCCGAGAUCACAGGCCGGAUCGUCGUAUGCCACAGACAAGAAGAGACUCAAUAUCGCUCAAGCUCCGCCUGCUGAUCCGGGCAAGGGCAAGUUCUUCUAA